AAGCGGGCGCUGUGCACCGCUGCUCCUGAUGGCUGCCUGCGCUGGGACUGGCGGCUCCCUCUGGGACCCCACUUCCGUUGAUGCCUAAGCUUCGCCCUUCUUGUGCCCUCAGAGGCUAUGACUCAGGUGAAAGGAGUCCAUUUUGGCCAGGCCCCUGGUCUCAUGCAGCCGUUCAGCAUCCCCGUUCAGAUUACACUCCAGGGUGGCCGGAGGCGCCAGGGGAGGACAGCCUUUUCUGCCUCAGGCAGAAAUAGAAAUAUAGACCACGAUGAUGGAGACUUACCAGAUGUGCACAAGAAGCUGCCAUCCAGUGCUGGAGAGGACCGAGCCUUGCUGCUGGGCUUUGCAAUGAUGGGCUUCUCAGUCCUCAUGUUCUUCUUGCUUGGAAUUACCAUCCUAAAGCCUUUCAUGCUCAGCAUUCAGAGAGAAGAGUCGAACUGUACUACCAUCCACACUCAUAUCACGGAUGACUGGAUGGACUGCGCUUUCCCCUGUGGUGUAGGCUGCCGAGGCCGGGGCGAGUACCCAUGUCUUCAGGUGUUUGUGAACGUCACCCAUUCAGGUCAGAAAGCUCUCCUACAUUAUAAUGAAGAGGCUGUCCAGAUAAAUUCCAAGCGUGAUGUUACAGACUGCAAAGUUAAAGAAAAGCAGACAUUGACAGUUUCUGAUGAGCACAAACAGUAAGUGCAGUCACAGGCCAAACAUCUUGCUAGGAACAGCAAGACUGGGAAGAGGUCUUAAAUUUAGUGACACUGUAUUAUUCUAUAUUCUCAGUACAAUAACACAUGCAUCUUGCUGU
Molecule: messenger RNA, 799 nt
Organism: Panthera uncia (snow leopard)
Lineage: Eukaryota; Metazoa; Chordata; Mammalia; Carnivora; Felidae
Gene: KCNMB3
Product: potassium calcium-activated channel subfamily M regulatory beta subunit 3
Biological process (GO): detection of calcium ion; potassium ion transport
Cellular component (GO): voltage-gated potassium channel complex; membrane
Molecular function (GO): potassium channel regulator activity; calcium-activated potassium channel activity
Source: RefSeq, a predicted model, not a curated record